Molecule: messenger RNA, 6270 nt
Organism: Ictalurus punctatus (channel catfish)
Lineage: Eukaryota; Metazoa; Chordata; Actinopteri; Siluriformes; Ictaluridae
Gene: slc12a5a
Product: solute carrier family 12 member 5a
Exons: 26
Coding region: 468-3815 (1115 amino acids)
Biological process (GO): cell volume homeostasis; chemical synaptic transmission; potassium ion import across plasma membrane
Cellular component (GO): membrane
Molecular function (GO): potassium:chloride symporter activity
Source: RefSeq, a predicted model, not a curated record
AUCAUGUUAAGCUUCAGGACCACUGAUCACAGUGAUCACUGAUCAUAGUGUCGGUGAAUGUGAAAGAGCAUGUCUGUGUCCAGCUCUGUAUGUGUGAACGGGUGAGCGAGCGAGAGCGUUCCAUCAUCUAACUCCUGCCGCUCUUGCUCUCUACGAUAUCCUCCUCCUCCUGAAGAGAGAGAGAGAGAGAGGGAACAGAGAGAGAAAGAGAGAGAGAGAGAGAGAAGGGGGACGACAGCAAGAAGAGAAACAGCACAGAGAGAAAAGGCGCACUCUCUGUUUUUUCUACCGUGCUGCUCUUCUUCUCACCCCCAGCAGGGAAAGAAAGGAGGACAGGAGGUGACUGUCCAUCUUUCUCUCUCUUCUGUCCCUGUUUUUGGGUGGGAGCGCGUGAUUUUUCCACCAGUCGGGGACAGUUUGGAGGGAACUCUAGGGACCAGGGAAACGAGGAGAAGCUGAGAGCCACGAUGCUCAACAACCUCACCGAGUGUGAGGAGGGAGAGGGGGGAGCAAACAUCCAGGGAGAUGGGAAUCCCAAGGAGAGCAGUCCUUUCAUCAACAGCAGUGAUCCAGAGAAGGGCCAGCAGUAUGAUGGCAAAAACAUGGCGCUGUUUGAGGAGGAGAUGGACACUAGUCCCAUGGUAUCGUCUCUGCUCAGUAGCCUUGCCAACUAUUCCAACCUGCCUCAGGGCAGCAAGGAACACGAGGAAGCUGAGAACAAUGAAGGUUCGCGCAAGAAGCCUGUACAGGCUCCACGGAUGGGCACGCUGAUGGGAGUAUAUUUCCCCUGUCUGCAGAAUAUUCUAGGUGUGAUCCUGUUUUUGAGGAUGACCUGGAUGGUGGGAAUUGGAGGCGUCAUCGAGGCCUUCAUCAUCGUCCUUAUGUGCUGCUCCACGACCAUGUUAACUGCAAUUUCAAUGAGUGCCAUUGCCACCAAUGGAGUAGUACCAGCUGGAGGCUCCUACUACAUGAUCUCUCGUUCCCUCGGCCCUGAGUUUGGUGGUGCUGUGGGGAUCUGUUUCUACUUGGGGACCACAUAUGCAGGAGCCAUGUACAUUCUGGGCUGUAUUGAGAUCUUACUGAUCUACAUUGUGCCGCAGGCAGCCAUCUUUAAGAUGGAGGAUUUGGAGGGGCCAGAAGCAGAGGCGGCCAUGUUGAAUAACAUGCGAGUGUAUGGCACCUUGGUGCUGACCUUUAUGGCCGUGGUGGUGUUUGUGGGUGUGAAGUAUGUCAAUAAACUGGCGCUGGUUUUCCUGGCCUGCGUUAUUUGCUCCAUCCUGGCGGUGUAUGCCGGAGUCAUCAAGACUGCCUUUGAACCACCUGUGCUCCCGGUGUGCAUUCUAGGGAACCGGACUCUAGUGUGGAAAGGCUUUGAUGUGUGUGCUAAAGUGAUUGAGAGAGACAAUAUUACAGUCACUACCAAACUCUGGAGUCUUUUCUGUGACUCAGAGUUCCUCAAUGCCACCUGUGACAGCUACUUCGCCAACAACAAUGUGACGGAGAUACAGGGCAUUCCCGGCAUCACUAGUGGUACUCUGAGAGAGAACUUGUUUGGGAAUUACAUGGAAAAGGGUGUUUUUCUGGAAAAGACCCUUCCUUCUGUGGAGGAGCCAGACGCUCUGCCCACCAACACUAAAGCCUAUGUGCUAUCUGACAUCACCACUUUUUUCACACUCUUGGUUGGGAUCUACUUCCCUUCAGUUACUGGCAUCAUGGCUGGCUCGAACCGCUCCGGUGAUCUGCGGGAUGCUCAGAAGUCCAUCCCCAUUGGCACAAUUCUGGCCAUCAGCACCACGUCCUUCAUCUACAUGUCCAGUGUAGUGAUGUUCGGUGCCUGCAUCGAGGGAACAGUCCUGAGGGACAAAUUUGGUGAGGCCAUAAGAGGGAAUCUGGUGAUAGGUACACUGGCAUGGCCAUCUCCCUGGGUCAUCGUCUUCGGUUCUUUCUUCUCCACUUGUGGGGCGGGGCUUCAGAGUUUGACCGGUGCUCCACGUCUUAUGCAGGCCAUAGCCAGGGAUGGGAUAGUGCCAUUUCUUAGAGUAUUCGGCCAUGGCAAAGCAAACGGGGAACCCACCUGGGCUCUGCUCCUGACUGCCUGCAUCUGUGAGAGCGGAAUCCUUAUUGCUUCUCUGGACUCAGUCGCUCCAAUCCUCUCGAUGUUCUUCUUGAUGUGCUAUAUGUUUGUGAACCUGGCCUGCGCUGUACAGACUCUGUUACGGACCCCCAACUGGAGACCUCGCUUCAAAUACUACCACUGGGCUCUGUCAUUCCUGGGCAUGAGCCUGUGUCUCUCGCUCAUGUUCAUCUGCUCUUGGUACUAUGCCAUCGUUGCCAUGGUAAUCGCCAGCUGUAUCUACAAGUAUAUCGAAUUCCGGGGGGCAGAGAAAGAGUGGGGUGAUGGGAUACGGGGGCUGUCCCUGAGCGCAGCACGCUACGCACUGAUGAGGCUGGAAGAAGGACCACCACACACAAAGAACUGGAGACCUCAGAUCUUGGUACUGGUCAGUGUGGAUGCAGAGCAGAAUGUUGAACAGCCUCGCCUGCUGUCUCUGACCAGUCAGCUGAAAGCAGGGAAAGGACUCACCAUUGUGGGCACUGCACUAACUGGAACCUUCCUGAAUGAUCACCCUCUGGCCCAACAAGCCGAACAGUCCCUGAAGAAGCUAAUGGAAACAGAGAAGGUGAAAGGCUUCUGCCAGGUGGUGGUUUCCUCCAACAUCCGUGAUGCCACCUCACACCUGGUGCAGGUCAGUGGACUCGGAGGCCUCCAGCAUAACACUGUGCUCCUCAGCUGGCCACGCAACUGGAAGCAGGCUGAAGAUCAUCAGCUCUGGAGGAACUUCAUUGAGUUGGUCAGAGAGACCACAGCUGCAAGUAAAGCCCUGCUGGUGGCUAAGAAUAUUGCAGCAUUCCCAUCAAAUGGUGAGCGCUUCACUGAAGGUUACAUCGAUGUGUGGUGGAUUGUUCAUGAUGGCGGCAUGCUCAUGCUAUUGCCCUUCCUCCUGCGCCACCACAAGGUGUGGAGGAAGUGCAAGAUGCGCAUCUUCACUGUGGCCCAGAUGGAUGAUAACUCUAUUCAGAUGAAGAAGGACUUGACCACCUUCCUCUACCACUUGCGUAUAGAGGCCCAGAUGGAAGUAGUGGAGAUGCAUGACAGCGACAUCUCAGCCUACACCUAUGAGAAGACCCUGAUGAUGGAACAGCGCUCUCAGAUCCUCAAGCAGAUCAAUCUCACCAAGACAGAGCGUGAGCGUGAGAUCCAAAGCAUAACUGAUAGUUCCCGUGGUUCGAUUCGUCGCAAGAACCCAGCAACAGUCAACACCCAUCUGAGUGUGACUGAGGAAGGAGCAUCCAGCAGCAAGGAGGAUAAACCGGAGGAGGAGGAACAGCUCAUCCAUGAUAAGAGCACUAACCCGCCAACACCCGCCACCCCACAGUCCCCUGCCACUGAGGUCGUGACUCCCAGCACAGCUGUCCAGAUGACCUGGAGCGAGGCCAAAUGUGAUGGAGAGCAGCCCAAACCGCCAGGAGCUGGCACACCUGGGGCCAUCAAAGACCUGUUCAGUAUGAAACCAGAGUGGGAGAAUCUAAACCAGUCCAACGUGAGACGCAUGCACACUGCUCUCAGACUCAAUGGUGAAAUCGUGAAGAAAUCUGGGGAGGCUAAGUUGGUCCUGCUCAACAUGCCUGGCCCACCCAAGAAUAGGACUGGAGAUGAGAACUAUAUGGAGUUCCUUGAGGUUCUAACAGAGGGUCUCAACCGGGUCCUCCUCGUGCGUGGGGGAGGUCGUGAGGUCAUCACCAUCUAUUCUUGAAAGAACAGCUCGCAUCAGCACAUACCCACCCCCAGCCUCAACCACUCAACUCCAAAUUUCUCAUUCACAUAUCCAACCCCAAAACAUUCCCUUACCACACCCAAGCAAUAUUCCAGAAUACCCUUAGCUUAUCUUACCCCCACCCUAAAAUGGAGCCACCACAGAUCCACUUAUUACCCUCUCUCCUUGUUUAAUGAGCCCUCAGAAAGGCCCCUUUUACUCAUUUUCCAUUGUGUUCUCUUAUUGGCCACUGCAUGUUCUUGGCCUGCUCGCAUUUUUUGUUGUUUGUGAUCCGAUGAUCUAUGAUUUGCCUGCCAAGUUCAGUGCCACAUAUGAUACGAGGAAAAACUAUUGAUGUCAGUACAUUUCUGCUGCAUUCCUGAUGUUUUCUCCAACCCUUACUUUUCUCAUCCAAUCAGGAGAUGUUAGAGGGUUGCAGAAGUAGAACGGGCAAGGUGUUAUGAGAUAUCUGCUUCCUGUAAAGCUUUUAUUUGUUUUUCUUUUUGUAAUGUUAUUAUUUAUUUAUUUAUUUAAAAAAUCAGAACUUGCCAGAAAGACAACAGAAGCCAGACAAGCUGAAGAUCUGUCAGUCGUUACAUCACUGUGAUGAAGCGAUGGAUUUGGUGAUGGACUCGGACCGAGGAGCUGACAAAGAUGGUGGCACGGCACUAUUUCUGCCACAUUGUGGGCUGAUUUCCCAGAAGUCAUCUGUCAUCAGUAAGACUGACAGUCACGGAAAGAGACUCUCACGCUGUGAUGUUUCAGUUUGAUGUGGCCGCUUUCACCACCCACGUAGUGUGCUAGGAGAAAUUCAAGGUGGAAACACUUAGAUUCCCCAGACUGCACUGGGAAACAUACAUCUGUGCUCUGUUUUCUUGACACAGUUCUGCCAUUUUAUUUGUGUUUAUUUGCGUGCCUAAUUGUUAUCCUCUGUGUAUGCCCUGACAUUUUCACUUCUCCUGGUUGGAUGUGGAUAGCUAUUCCCUGCCAACCACAAUAUGUGCCAAAACAAUAGUGGGACGAUCUGUGAUUUGCUGUCUCAAAAUGGCAGAAAAAGAAAAACAAACAGGACUUAUCUGUAUUAUUUGAGUGUUAUAAGUGAGAGGGAAUACGUAACAAACAGAAUGUUGGAGGAGGUGUGGAUAAAAGUCUAAACAGUGUGUAAUCUCUGAGGCAUUGAGAAAUAUUGGUUCUCCGGGAAUCACUGGUCAGGAAGUGACCUUAUGUCACAGGGUUGACUCUAAGAGUCUUCAGGAUGGCUUUAGGCUUCUCACUGUGGCAUUAGGAAGUUUACCGUAUUGUACUGUAGCCCCUUUCACGAGCACUCAACCUGCACUGGCAGCCACUGUGUAACAAGUGAUUUAAUGAGUCUGUGGAUUCAUUAAGUAAGUGUGUGUGUGUGUGUGUGUGUGUGUGUGUGUGUGUGUGUGUGUGUGUGUGUGUGUGUGUGUGUGCGUGUACACGUGUGUGCAUGUUCGUAUAAUCCAUCUGUGGGAACUUGAAGAUGUUUUCGCUUUUUACAAACAGGAAAACAUAUAUGUUUGUUACAUUUACAGAAAAAUCUAUAUAAAGUAUCUUUACCACUAUUAUAUAUAAUCUGUAUUGGACCACGCCAAAAUAUCUUCGUAAAAAUCAUAGAACUAUAUAUGAUACUAUGAUACAGAUGUUGAUUGUGCCAUAUGACUGACAGUACAUAUCAGUUGAAAUACUAUUAGUUUGAGCUAACUUGAACAUACACAGGAAGAAGUAAAAACCGUCAGUGGACAGAAAGGAAGCAUGUCCUUAAGUCCAGAAACUCCACGCAGUGCCAAUCAUAUGCGAAUCGCAUACAAGUUGUGGUCUGGAUGGAAUCGCUGAAGGAGAUCUUUGCAAAAUAUCUUUUACAAUCGAGUAGUUCAAAGUGAAAUGAAUGUUAGAGAUGAGUAAGAUCUGCAAGUGCGUAGAGGACUGGUUGUGCAAUAGCUGAAACUGGGAAAGUCAAAUAAUCAUUGCAUUAUUUAUUUUUGUAUGCAGAUAUUUUAUAUGUGUGGGCUUUAUUUUGUUGCGUUUUAACAUAAAACCAGUCAGAGUUUAAGUCUAGGUUUCGUUUCUCCUCGGAGAAAAAACGUUAUCGUUGCUUGCACUUCACUAAUAGCAAAUGAGUAUCGAUCGAUCUAUCCAUCAAUUUUCUCUACCGCUUAUCUUACAUAGGGUCACGGGGAGCCUGGAGCCCUUCCCAGGGGACUUGGGGCACAGGACACCCUGAACGGAGUGCCAACCCAUUGCAGGGAAUAAUCACGCACCCACUCACACACUACGUACAAUCAACAUGAGUCUUUGGACCGGGGGAGGAAACCGGAGUACCCGGAGGAAACCCCCGAAGCACGGAGAGAACAUACAAGCUCUGUGCAUGCAGGGCAUAGGUGAUAUUUGAACCCCCAACCCUGGAGGUGCAAGGCAAACGUGCUAACCAUGC